Spirodela intermedia is the source of this 895-nucleotide messenger RNA. The record is from the annotation of a GenBank genome assembly. NCBI's taxonomy places the organism in Eukaryota, Viridiplantae, Streptophyta, Magnoliopsida, Alismatales, Araceae.
AUGAUCUCUACUCUGACACACAUUACAUCAGUGCCUGCAUUUACUCGAAAUUUUUUCACCACUUGCUUCCUGCAUCUCCGCAGAACCAACGAUUUUCUCAAUCUGUUGCCGUACAGCGUUACAGAUGCAAUUAAUUUUCGCUUUUUGUUGCUGGCUUUCUAGCAAUCGCAAUACUCGUCCAGUGAUUCUAGAACUCCUCUGUCUUUUCUACGCGAAAUUUCUGAAGUUUCGAAGGAUCCGUAGAGGAUGGACUGCAUUCCUUGAUCCUGUUCCGAAAGAAAACCUCUGGCCUAUCACACGGCUUAGAAAACCUAGCGGUGAAAUCUUGAACCGUGAGAUGUUAUACCAACGAUUUCAAUUCUCCUCCAAUCCAUCUCUUAUUUGAUCGCCGUUCCUCCUACCUUUUCAGCUCGUUUUUAUUGGGGAUGAUAGAUGCUAAAUAGUCAUCUUUAAAUCCAUCUCGACUGUCGUAUUAUCCAAAUUAGAUCGGAUUAGACGUUCGAAACGAUUCUUGUUUGUUCGACUGCUUGAAGAAAUUUGAUUUUCAUUCGUGAGAAAUUGUGGUAUCAUGCGCUUUUCUCAUGAUAUUCUGACGACCAAGUCCCAGAACGGAUGUGGUGGUGCAAAAUGGAGAACGAACAGGAAGAACUGAUCCACGCGAUCUUCUCACGAGACAGGAAGCCCAAUUAUUUAUUGACUGUCGAUGAUGGCUUGGACUAUUUUACGUGUUUUUCUCCGAUCGAGAAUACAAAAAAUUACUGCAUUGAUAACAUUUUUGCGGUACAUUCCAAGAUUGCAGCAGGUUCAGGAUCAUCAUUCAUCUUGCUCGAUCAUAGCUCCCAACUGGAGCCUUACCCGUGGCCAGUGUCUGGGUAGGGACGAAUCAAGGAUGUGA